UUCCGCAGAACAGGAACCCAGCUCUCACUCUGACCUUGUCACUUCGUUCUUUCCUCAUCCAUGCUUGUCUACAGACAUAAAUGUUGGUUAGCUGUCUCAGAUGUUGUGAGCAACUGGACAGGGUUAGGAUUCAGGGCGUGUUAAAAUGUUCUGGUGCGAGGAGUUAUUUGAAUUUUCUGUUCGUCCAGUACCAGGUUCCAGUUGAGUACCUAUUCCGCCAUGGCCGUUUUCCAGUGCAUGCAUUUUGAAAUGACGUUCUGAUUCUGUUUAAUUGCAUAGUAAAGAAACAACCGCACAGUUACUUGGAGGUGGAUGAGCUGAAGUUUAGGAUGAAUAUUUCUAAAAGAUGAUUGAGCGGAGCACGGGAGCGUUGCAAGAUCUCGGGUAGCAUUGGGAGAGAGCUGGGAUGCCGUCACCGACACCUCGAGCAGCACUGUAGCAUUCUCAACUCCACUUAAUGCAAAGCCUAUCGUUGAUUCGUCAACUGGCGCAACUUAGAAAGGGAACGUUACGUGUGUCGGCUGAUUUCGAAUGAAGCUGGUGUUUCGCAGAAGCAGCUCCUUGCUAGCUUGAGCGUUUGGGGUGAGGUUUCUGCGAAGAGUGAUCCAGUCGAGAUGAAGCCCUGCGGAUUUCAAGUCACCGAAAAGGACCCAAGAUUUCGGAGCGAUAGGUUUCGGUGGUAGAUUAUUUCGGAAGAUCCCUGGAGCUUGGGAAUUUUGAGCCAGGAAGGUUGUGGAGUGAUGAAUCAAUUCCAGUGGUUCGCAACAGGUUGCUGGAGCGCUUCGAAUUGGCACCCUUCGUUGGGAGAUUCAAGUAGGAAGAUGUGUUCGAAGGCAAAAGUGGCAUCCAUUCAAGGCACACGUUGAAGUGCGUCUUCUAAUGCUAACGUUCUUUGACGCUACAGUUUGAUAGAAUCGCUUUCAGAAAGACCAAGGGUCAGACUAUCUUUACGAUACAGCUGCGUACCAUUGCAAUUCAGAAGGAGCGUGUGAUUUGCCGAAAUCCAGUGGGAAAAAGUGUUCUGCAGGUGGGAGCUAGGUCGCUUGUAUGGCAGAAUAAGUAAACAACAGCCAGAAUGUUGCACUGGCGUGAUCCGAAGAUAGCUUGGUUUUUUCGAUUUCAAGCUUCAAAAGUAAUCAUGCAUUCCGAUCUAUGACGUUUGAACGAAACUGGUGCUGGUGUUACGAAAGUGCCACAUUAGAGGCAACCAUACAAAUCCAUUCUUCAGCUGGACAAGCCCUGACGCUCCACGCGCCAUCCUGGACCUGUAUUUAGGUGGCGGAUGGCGGUGAAGGACAAGAGAUGGAGCGCAGCAAAACUAAGAGAUGGAUUUCGAAGAAAUUACUGCUCCCGUUGUGGCACCGGACGUCAUGCCCAACAAGCCGUUGCUAAUACUAUCCGUAGUGCUUGGGUGGUUACUUGCUUGCGGCGUCGUCGCAAUACUAUGGAAGUGCUCUCUGAAGUCUUUAUAGGACGAGUUCUAUCUAAAGUGUGAGAAGCGGAAGGAGAUUCUGAAGUCACAAGUAGAGAACAAUCUGAACGCUUUGUUCGUAAUAAUCGGCCUGGUGGCGAAUCUGCCAGGUCUCAACGAGAUCACAUGGAACAAAUUCACUUCACAAACGUUAUUUCUCCUUCCUCAUGUGAAGAGGCUGGUUUACAUGGAGCGAGUGUUGCACAGCGACCGGCCAGCCUUCGAGAGGAAAUGGAAUGGUAGCAUCUCUUACCUCGAAGGCAAUGCUACAUUUCCGAGGGGCAUCGACACAGAGUAUGCCCCCAUCUUGUUUGGAGCGUCAGAUGUACCACAUAGAUUUCUGGAUCCGUCAAAUUAUCCAUUCCUCAAGUUUGCUAUCCAUGCUGCACGAGACACCGGUUUGUUCACGCUUUCGCCAGCAGCUGGAGGGCCACUGUCAUGGCAGAUGGGAGCUUAUCUUGCAUACUACGGGGCAGGUAGGGAAGGAUCUUCGUUCGCUUCCGUAGUAGAGCGUACGCAGGCAUGCCUCGGAUACGUGGGAAGAGUGGUAAAUAUAUCAGAAAUCUUCUCGAGGGUCCUUUCAAUGUUAGCCACAGUCACCAGUGAAAGAUAGUUCGUAGGGCUUAGAGUUAGACGUCGUUCUUUUCAUACUGUUCGCAUAUGAUGUGAUGAUUGACUUUGGUGAUGUGAAUUAAGUGUGCAUAGGGUCGUCCACAAUGUGGAAAUGGACAUGGUGGCUGAGUAUCUUGUGGAUUCCUCAGCAGAUAGAGACCCUAGUUACAAUUGCAGCGCAACGGGGACCGCUUGUGCAGUGGCCUCGUAUGACCCAGCCCAUAGAACCGUAAAUGCCUCGGCUGUGGCAGAGGUCCGGUGGAGUUAUGGGACGCCGCAAUUUGCGCUGCGCUGCGUACCCUAUUCUUCUCCAUCAUCGUCUUUCUUGUAUGUAAGUGAAUACAAGCUAUUGAGAGAGACGUCAGGGUUAUAGAGAAGAUGAAUGUCGAUCUCGAGGCUGCCAAACUUGCUGCGGAAGUGGCUGAUAAAGCCAAGUCAAACUUUUUGGCAACAGUUUCUCAUGAAAUCAGGACGCCCAUGAAUGGAGUAAUUGGAAUGGCCAAUUCGCUGAUGGGAACAAACUUGACACCUCAACAGCUAGAUUAUGUUAAAUUUGCACAAGCAAGUGGAAAUGCGCUUUUGUAUUUCAUCUUAAUCACUUUUGACAUCAGGCGUAGUUCAGUUCUGAGCUUAUCAUUAAUCGGAAUAUGCAUAUUAAACAUCCUUGAUAGACCCAGAAAGGAGAAUUCAGUGUUAAGCACCUUGCUAGAGACCCCAUCCUGUAAAUUAAAGGUUUUUCUAAGUGGUUGCAUGGUGCUUCUGUCAGUGCGAUCAUCAACGAUGUUCUGGAUUUGUCCAAGCUUGAGGCCGGGAAGAUGGAGCUUGAAAGUGUUCCUUUUAACCUCCGGAAACAAGUGGAUAGUGUUUUCACUUUGUUUGAUGAUAAAUUGCAUCAGAAGAAGCUUGAAGUCUUCAUGCUCGUCCACGAGCCUGUUCCAAACUUAAUCCUGGUCAAUCUUGUCAAUAAUGCCUUGAAGUUUACAAAAGAAGGGAGCAUCCUUGUUUCCGUUCGCGUGAUGGACCCUUAUUCGGAAAAGGACCACAAUGGUUCGAGUUCUGAACCUGUCGGCUUGGUGAGCUCAGAUCCAAAAGCGAAGGGGUCCAUACAGCUGUCCCAGGUACUGCCUAACGCGAGCUAUGGAUUGGAUUCCAGUAAAGUUUUAAGGGGCGGAGUUUUUAGAAGAGACGAAACAGACUUAGCAAGAGGCAAUACUGCUCCAAGGCUAAGCAUGCAUUCUGGAGACGAGGGGAAUACUAGAGAAGCCGUAGAAGCAUGGAGGGCCUGGAAAUUAACUACAAUGUCAGGUAUUGGUCUUCCUCGUCAUCUGCAGGACCGUUUGUUCCAACCCUUUUCGCAAGCUGAUAGCAGUACCUCCAGAGAGUAUGGUGGGACUGGCAUUGGCUUGUCAAUAUGUCAGAAAUUAAUCUACCUGAUGAAGGGGGCUCUCAUAGUGAAGAGCAACUCCGGGGAGGGGAGCGUUUUUGAGUUUACUCUUCCUUUGUCUGUUCCGGAGACGACCGAUGGAAAUUUAUGCAGCUGCGUGAAAACCUCAAUUGAGGAAAUGACGAAGUUGAAAGGGACACGGGUGGCUCUUGUUGACAACAACGAUGUCCGCCAGGAAGUUACAGCUAGCUAUUUGCGAUGCUUAGGCAUUGAUGUUGUUAAGUUUUCUGAGGACGCGUCAUCCACUUUGAACUUCUUACUAAAGGAUCAAAACCCAAAAGUGCAUGCAGUUAUGGUUGAUCUUAAAGGGCUGCUGCAUGAAUCUGCCGUGGAGUUGGCGUCUUCGAUUCGCCAGGUUCUAGGUUUCAAGACUCUUCCUGUGCUAGCGCUUUCAACGGGCCUCAGGCCUGCUAAUGAGAAGGAGCUCAAGGGUGCUGGGUUCCCCCACAUCAUCAACAAGCCACUUCGGUAUAAUACACUCGCUUCUGUUCUGUUGGAAACGGUCGGUGUACCAGCCAGAGCUCCCAUGAAGAAGAUGAACGUCGAUUCUAAAAUGAUGAGCGGCAAAAGACUCCUAGUGAUGGACAACAACAUGGUGAAUAGAAGAGUAGCAUCCUCAAUGCUUUUUCGAAAUGGCGCAACAGUCAAAAUUGUAAAUUGCGGUUUGGAUGCUGUGACAGCUGUGCAAAAUGUAUAAAAAAAAAAAAAAAAAAAAAAGAAAAAUAAGGCGAGGAGUUCGACUUGGUUUUGAUGGAUAUCCAGAUGCCGGAGGUAAUUAAACUUUUUGCCACUAUUUCCAUUAACUGCCCUGAAGGUUGUUUUGGGGUCGGCAUUAUCUUAGUGCUAGUUCCGUUCGGAAAGGGGGAGAUUAAAGCGUCCUGUCAGCUGAGUAACGGUGGGAUUUGCAAAAACACGGGUGGAUGGUUGGGAAGCCACACGGCGGAUACGACGAUGGGAAAUGGAGACUUGUAGCUUGUGCCAGAAUGCAGGCGGGGAUUUUUGUUCUCAUCAUCGGCUACCCACAGUUGCUGUGACAGCAGAUGUGAUUGUGAAGACACGAUCCAUGUGCUUUCCUUCGGGAAUGGACGACUAUAUAACGAAGACUGGUUUAUUGUUGCUGAUAAAGGAUCUCCUCGAUUGUCAUGAGCGAGAAACACCUCAAAGGUGUAUGAAACGAACAUUUUUAUCCAGCUUGGACUUUCCAGUGUACUGUAAUACUCAAAUCUGUAGGAGAAAUUUCGAAGAAAGACAUGAGAAAUACUGCAAUGGGGUUUCGUGCGAUCGAAGAUGUACGAAGCUGUUUCCAGAAUCUAUGUGCAAAUUAUGUUUCCAGGAUGGUAGAUAUGUGCACAGAGCUCAUGCGUGGGUGGUUUAGAGAUGCCACCCCCUGGUGUUGGAGGCUAACCCUAAACAGCUUCUGUAUUAAGCAUUACGCUUCCUAGAAAAUUAGACAAAUUAGACUAUUUCUAAAUUGCGAAAUUCCCUCCAUCUUAAACAAUGAUAAUAAUGUCAUCCAUUAUUAUAAAUUACAAUCUGUUCAUAACUA
Molecule: messenger RNA, 5073 nt
Organism: Physcomitrium patens
Lineage: Eukaryota; Viridiplantae; Streptophyta; Bryopsida; Funariales; Funariaceae
Source: RefSeq, a predicted model, not a curated record